Molecule: messenger RNA, 2055 nt
Organism: Thunnus maccoyii (southern bluefin tuna)
Lineage: Eukaryota; Metazoa; Chordata; Actinopteri; Scombriformes; Scombridae
Product: peroxiredoxin-6-like
Exons: 5
Coding region: 186-914 (242 amino acids)
Biological process (GO): cellular oxidant detoxification; cell redox homeostasis
Cellular component (GO): cytosol; mitochondrion
Molecular function (GO): peroxiredoxin activity
Source: RefSeq, a predicted model, not a curated record
CCUUAACGGCGCCAUUUACCUAAAGCGCGACCUGAACGCAUCACAUUUUAUGAGCCUAUUAUAUGCAAAGUGGAUGCUUAUGUAAACGGAGUUGUCUGUUCAGAGGAAGUAUGCGCCUCCUCUUUAAGUGUGAUCGGAGCUGCAGCUGAACAGACAGACAACCUCCACGGACGGACACGCUGAAAAUGCCAGGACUGCUGCUCGGAGAUGUAUUUCCUGAUUUUGAAGCAGAGACCACCAAUGGCAAAAUGAAACUCCAUGAAUUCCUCGGUGAUUCAUGGGGAGUCUUGUUCUCCCACCCUAGAGACUACACCCCGGUGUGCACCACGGAGCUGGGUCGAGCUGCCAGACUCUGCAGUGAGUUCAGUAAACGCGGCGUCAAAAUGAUCGCCCUGUCCAUCGACUGUCUGGAGGAUCACCACGGCUGGACCAAGGACAUCUUGGCAUACAACUUAGAGGAGUCUGCCUGCUCCUCGUUGCCCUUUCCCAUCAUAGCGGACAGGAAACGGGAGCUGGCAGUGUCCCUGGGCAUGUUGGACCCUGAUGAGAAGGACAAAGAUGGCAUGCCGCUCACUGCCCGCUGUGUGUUCAUCAUUGGCCCUGACAAACGGUUGAAACUGUCGCUCCUCUACCCGGCCACCACAGGACGUAACUUUGAUGAGAUCUUGAGAGUGGUGGACUCACUCCAGCUCACAGCAGGGAGACGAGUGGCCACACCUGCCGACUGGCAGCCUGGAGACUGUGUGAUGGUCCCUCCCAGCAUGUCUGAGGAGGAAGCGGCCUCUUUGUUCCCGGCUGGCAUUUACACCAAAGACCUGCCCUCUGGCAAGAAGUACCUGCGCUACACACCUGAGCCAGGCAGAGAAGCACAGGCAGAGACAGAGCUCACUUCUGUCACACAGGCUGUACCUUAAUCCAGCAGUCCUCCUUUACUUUCAUCCUUUUAUCCCCUAUCAGGUAGAUAAACACAGUCAGUGGGCAUCCAGAUGUCAAUCAGUCCCUGACUAAACAGAUGCAAUAAAAACCAGUGCCUUAACAGAUACUACGGACUCUUCUAAUGUUCAGGCUACUUUUUUCAGGAAGUAUCUCUAAACAGAUUGGGGUUGAGAUGGGUACAUAUAAAGCAAAAACUUAACUAUAUAUGGCAGAAGUUGUUUAUAUUUUUGCAGCAGUAAUACUGUAUGGUAUGAAAAUUUAGGAGCAGAAUUGAUUUUGAAUCAGUUUUAUAAAUAUUUUUUUCAACCAUGCACUUCUUUUUUUGGACCAAUGCAAGAGGAAGUGGUUUCUGGUGCUACUUACACAGAUGAUGACCUACAUUUUUAAAUGGUUACUUACAUUUAUAAAUGUUUUAAUGACUGAUGAGUAUACAGUAACUUUGAAUUAGUGAAAGUUUCAUGGAUUUACUGUAUCUCUACUCUAAUGGUUGAGUUUAUGAAUCUGUGUGGGACAAUAAAAGCAUUUAGGUUGCUGGUUUUUCUCAUCAUUAUCGGACUAAAGGGUGAUAUUCAGCAAAUGAUGAACUACGGCAAUGAAUUUGCUUUGUCAUUACAUCCAGACAGCAAUGACUAAGACCUCUCUGAGUUAGCUUUGGCCAGCAGCUCUCUCCCUGUCCCCCUCUAUCAUAAGUUAGUACUGUUAACUCAGCUGUGUAGGAUUUGGCGUUCCCCCCUCACCGGGAUGGACAGCAUCAGUGAAGAGCUUAUCGACUUUGAUCCUGGGAACUGCAGGCUUCUCUCCAUUACCAGCAAAGACCGGAGAAUUUAAGGACAGUGGAGGCGUCACAACAGGAAACGGAAAGAUAAAAUGCAGUGAAGAGAGAUGAAAGGACAGGGGUUUUUUUUAAAAAUGAAUGAGUCACUAUUGAGUUGAAGCACAAUAAAUUAUAAAUCACAACAUGCUGGCUGAGAGUGACAGUAAAAAAGCAUGAGCGGUUCUUUCAUUUUAACCAUUUAUUAGGAAUAUAUUUGAUGAUCACUGAUAGUAUUUGACUUUGGCUGGACUUUGGACCAUAGAGGUUCUUUUCAACUCUCAUCUGCCAGCUGGUUUAUAUGAAAU